Brenthis ino (lesser marbled fritillary) is the source of this 1338-nucleotide messenger RNA. The record is from the annotation of a GenBank genome assembly. Lineage: Eukaryota; Metazoa; Arthropoda; Insecta; Lepidoptera; Nymphalidae.
AUGUGGGCGCGCGCGGCACGGGUGCUGCGGCGUGUGGCGCUGUUAGUGCCGCUGCUGCUGACAGCAGUGGCCCUUCUACUGCUGCCGCGCCCGCCCCCCUUUAGCGCUACGAGGAUGCCGUCACAACCACCACCGCUGCCCAUUGUGAAAGAAGAAAUGCACUUACAAAAUUCAAUAACAGAAAAUGAGGUACUUUUUAAUGAAGAAAGUGACGAGGUUUCAAAACGACCAUGGUUUUUAUCUGGAGGUGAACAGCGGCCUUGGCGCCACGACCCACUCGCUAAACUCUUCCCCGAGGACGCUCCAGGUGACGAUAGAAUCGUUGAGCAAUUAAUGUAUACGUUACCCAAAAAUGAUGUGCCUAUUAAGAAAAUCCUACUGGCAAAUGGGUACGGGACAUGGGGCGUAUCAGCAGGUAGAACGGAAUUCAUACGAAACAAAUGCCCCGUUGAUCGGUGCACGUUGACAGCGGACACAAGGGAGGCUGGAAAUGCCGAUGCUAUACUCUAUAAAGAUCAUCACACACCAUUCAAUGUGAAAAGGCCACUAAAUCAGAUUUGGAUACUAUAUUACUUAGAAUGUCCGUACCACACGGCGUCUCUUCGCCCUACAUCCUUAGACGUAUUUAAUUGGACAGCGACAUAUCGUCGGGAUUCGGACAUAGUGGCACCUUACGAAAGAUGGGUAUACCAUGAUCAGUUGAACAUGGAGAAAGAACCGGAAAGAAAUUACGCUGCCAAUAAAACUAAAAAGGUAGCAUGGUUUGUGUCGAAUUGUCACGCUAGAAAUCGUCGCUUACAGUAUGCUAGACAGCUAUCGAAAUUCAUCCCAGUUGAUAUUUAUGGCGCUUGUGGAUCCCACCACUGCCCACGCGCAGACCCAAAUUGCUUAGAGAUGUUGGAUAAGGAAUACAAGUUCUAUUUAGCCUUUGAAAAUUCAAAUUGCAGGGAUUAUGUCACAGAAAAGUUUUUUGUGAACGGUCUUCAGCACGAUGUGCUACCUAUAGUGAUGGGCGCGCGGCCAGCAGAGUAUGCCGCGGUGGCGCCACAUAAUUCUUACAUUCACGUUGAAGAAUUCGCUGGUCCAGAGGAAUUAGCUGCUUAUUUACGUCGGUUGGAUGAAGAUGAUAUCCUAUACAAUUCAUAUUUUAAGUGGAAGGGCACAGGUGAGUUCAUAAACACAUAUUUCUUCUGCCGCGUGUGUGCGAUGGUGCACGCCAAUGCGCAACGACAGCGCAGCGCGCACUACACUGAUGUGCAGGCGUGGUGGCGCGACGCCGCCUGCACGCGCGGCGACUGGCGCGCCUCGCGCGACGUGCGUAGCGUCCACGAUACGCCA